AUGCAAAGGACAUUUGAACUGCACCAGGCAUACAAACUUCGCUAUUGGAAAAAGGAGAAGGAUGCUUACAAGUUUAUCGCUUCGAGCGAAGUUGAUCUUGAGAGCAAUGAUAUCAUUUUAAUUAAAUGUUCGCAAAUGAGUGAUUCCUUCUUAGUAGGAGUGGUAAACAAAAUACAGAGGGCUAGAGAUUUUUCCGUCCUUUUUAUGAAUGUCAAACGGUACAUCUGUGGUAACAAGGUGGGAGAAGGGAUCAAGUUGUACGAGGAGAUGGACAUAAGUGAGGAAUACGUGGAGAGUUACCUGAACAGACGCAGCGGAACUGCACAGGAGUUCUCCUUUGCGGCGGCUGCGCGGGGGGACAGCCCUCAGAUUGAUUACACCUGUCGGGGGCAUGCCAUCAUUGAUAACGCCUGUCGGGGGCAUACCAUCGGUGAUAACGCCUGUCGGGGGCAUACCAUCGGUGAUAACGCCUAUCGAAAUCAUACAAUCGGUGAUCAAACGUAUGGAGAUCAUAUCAAGCAUGACCGCUCACGUGGGGACCUUCCGCAAGAGCCCCCCCAGGCAGACGACCCCAACGUCCACGAAGCCGUCACCCUUGCUGUUCACCUCAAUACCAUUUCGAACCGAAUCAAGUACUCCAUGCUGAGUCUCUUCGAAAGGAAGAAAGAGUCCCCCCACAGCGAACUCCUACAGCUACUUCUAAACGAAGAAAAGAAUUCAUCAUCUGUGGUGGCAUCUCCGAAGGGGACAGACAUGUUCACUGGGGUUCACCACGAUGGAAAUUACAACUUUCUGAUUCAAGAAGCUAUACAUAAAUUCUUGGAGAGUCGAAAAAAGGAGAUGCAUUUCUUCGACAUGGUUAACAAGGACCUUAUCAAGAAUGACAAGAUCGUUGGAAAGUUACACAAAAGGUUGAAAAACAGCCGGGAGGAAUUCUCACGCAUGUGCAAUGUGUACAGGAGGUUCGACGUCUACCAGAAGGCCGUUUUGCAGGACAUUCUGAUCAACGAAGAGGGGGUGCCCGUGCACCUGGUUCGGGGCGCGCCCGGGAGCGGCAAGAGCGACCUCAUCUCCUUCAUCAUAUACUUCCUAACCCUGGAGCGAAAGAACAACAUCUUCGUGGGAACGAGCAAACACAUCUCGGUGCAAAACGUGCGCCAAAAGUUACUGCACCUUAACCUGUGCCUCAACAGAGAUACCAUGCAUAGGCCGAGCAACCAAAAGUCAGACAUUUAUAUAGAUACCAUUUAUCAAGCCUUCAAAAUUAAAGAUAAAAAAAUAAAGCACCUAAUUAUCGACGAGGCGUCUAGCUUAUCUGAAUAUAGCAGUCUGAUCUGUUUAAAUCUGAACUGCGAUUUUGUGUACGCCUUCGGUGAUGACAAGCAGUUAACUUUUCACAGCUUAAUAAACGAGAGGAAGAGACUCCAAAUAAAUUACCUCAGCAUCUUCGAAAAAUUAAGUCAAUACAAAAAUGCCAAGUGUCACAGUCUGCUCAUUCAAUAUAGGUUGAUCUUUCCUAUGUACUUAUUUACUUCUUUUUAUUUUUACGAGAGAAAAUUAAUUGCAUCGAAAAAAAUUAUGGAUCACUUCUUCCUAUCAGGGGAGAAGGAGAACCCAACGAGGGUUACCGGCCCCGAGGUAGAGCACUCAGGGGAGGAAGCAGAAGAGCUCUCAGGAGAGGAAGCAGAAGAGGUCUCAGGAGAGGAAGCAGAAGAGGUCUCAGGAGAGGAAGCAGAAGAGGUCUCAGGAGAGGACCACCCCAUGCACGUGAACUGGAAGAACCUCUUUCAGCAUUGCACAUUCCCGAUUCUGUUCAUCGAUACGUACCAUGGAGAGUCCAACGCUCAAACGUUUGAAUUCAAAAUUAACUACUCAUAUGUGAACCAUUUUGAGGCACAGAUAAUUAUGAAGCUGGUCCAAAUACUAAAUCUGGAGAAUCAGAAAAAUGUCACCAUUUUGACUCCAUACACGGGCCAAAAGUUGUAUAUCCAAUCUCUCUUGCGAAAUGGCUACCUGGGCAAUAGAACCCAUUCACAUGAUCCCAUAUUUUACCGUCACGAAAAGGAAAACAAAGAAACAUGCACAAAUGUUAUGUACCAAAAGAUGGCUGGAAGAUCGGAAGGUAUAUUUUUUCGAGGUGAGCAUUCCGACACCCCCAAGAGAGAUAUCGAUUCGUGUGCGCAUUCGAGUCAUGGUCAAAUGUUUGAACUUUUUAAGAAGGGCAAUAUAGGGGGGAGAACGAACGGGUUGAGUGGAAUCUCCCGGGAGGAAAACAUCCUUCGCAUCGGUCUAUCUAGUAACCCUUGCAAUGAGAGUAUCUUCCAAACUGAUCAUCCUAGUGGAGUCCCCCUUUUUGGAAACAUCCUUUCGAAGAGGUUUCCACCAAAUGGUGAGAGAGUAGGUGCAAACAAUUUCCAUCCCUCAGAGAAAGUACUUUCUACAACGUCUCAACUACCCCCAAACGGAAGAACUAUCAGUAGGCACAUUAAGUGGACCAACCGAUCCCAUAGCAAUAACCAACCAACGAAGGAAAACACACAAGUCGACCAAAAUAUGAACAUUCUGCACAGAAAUGUGCACACAAUAGACAGUUACCAGGGGUGCGAAAACGAUUUCAUUAUUAUAAGCACAGUCCGAUCGAAUGACAAAAAUUUGUUGGGCUUUCUAAAUGAUGAAAAGAGGUUGAAUGUUCUGUUGACUAGAAUGAAGAAAGGAAUUAUCAUUGUCGGAAAUUCUAACACGCUACGGAAUAAUUUUUUUUGGAAGGAGUUCAUUUCCUUUUUGGACUUUUUUAACUCCAGGAAGUCCGCCUUUACUUUGCCUUUCCUGCGCAACUUAAAGUGA
Messenger RNA from Plasmodium cynomolgi strain B, 2844 nucleotides. RefSeq lists its product as hypothetical. The transcript has 2 exons. Lineage: Eukaryota; Apicomplexa; Aconoidasida; Haemosporida; Plasmodiidae. The coding region runs from base 1 to 2844 and encodes 947 amino acids. The record is from RefSeq and is a predicted model, not a curated record.